Messenger RNA from Leptinotarsa decemlineata (Colorado potato beetle), 1392 nucleotides. Its product is annotated as coiled-coil domain-containing protein 97. The record is from RefSeq and is a predicted model, not a curated record. Lineage: Eukaryota; Metazoa; Arthropoda; Insecta; Coleoptera; Chrysomelidae.
CAGGCUCCAACCUGUCUAAAUUCAAGAUGACCUUCCGUUACCUACGUAGUCAUAUUAAUCCUUUAUUUUGGCAAUAUGAUAAUUGUUUGAAGGUAUUGUCCCAAGUGUCUAUAUAAUAGGUAACAAAAUAAUUGAAAGUGAAAGUGAAGUAAACAAGUAGAUGAUGUGACUGUGCCAUGAAAGUUAAACUAAUAUUAACUCACUUAUGAAUGUGUUUAGCAGUUCAGGAAUUUAUUUAGACAACUUACUGGGAUAAUCGCAUAAAAGAAUCGAAAUAACGAUGUCUAUGGAAGUUGAGACCGAUCAUGAACGAGCUGAUGAAGCUGAAGAAGCAGCUGUUGCUGGCGAGGAGAACAUAGAUUGGGAGAAAGAUGAAAUUAUCAGUUUCCUAACGUACAACCAAGAAAUUUGCUUCAAAAAUCAACAAAGGUGGGAAGCUGAUUUGACAAUCCACGAAAAAUAUGAGAUUGCUCUCAAACUGCUCAAAGAGAAUAAAUUGCAAUUUCUAAUGAAAUUUGGAAAAUACUUGAAACAAAAUCAAUUGGGGUACUUCGAACAAUUCACCAAAAAUUUCGAGCCAGAUUCGAUAGAAAUCAAAGUGGUACUCGAUGAUCUUUAUGAAAGUUCUUCGGAAAAAAAUUCUUGUAAAAAAGUAAAGAAUCGAAGAUUCGAGGCUUUGAAGGAGAUGGUCGAAAAAAAAUCGUAUUUUUCUGAAAUAGAAAUGAUGAAGCGAAAUCCUCUCUUAUACGAACAACUUGUUGGGCAGUAUAUGACAGCAGAUGAGGUCAAAGAACGGGACAAAUAUGUGGAGGGAGAACAAACGCUUGUGACAAUAUUAAUGGAGGGAAUUGAACGACAAGACGUUGAAUUAUCCAGAAAGAAACAAGAAGAAAUUGAAGACAGUCAAAUGGAAGAAGAAGAAGAAGAGGACACUCCAGAUGAAAGUGAUAGUAGACCACCUACUCCGAUUCCAUCGACAUCCAGAUGGGGAGAAUUUGAGGAGGAUAAGGUAUAUCGACCCAAACCCAAAUCUAAACCGAAUUAUGUGAGCGCAACGGAGAAGAUACUCCUCCAAAAAGAAUUUGUGUCAUCAAUGUAUCAAAGUUUUUUAGAUGGUAAAGAUAAGGAAUUUGAUUAUGAAACUGUCGAUAAUAACUCGUUAUAUGAUAAUAUAAAGGAGAUGGAUAACGACGCAGAAGAGAAGUACUUUGCUACCGAUGAUGUGGAAGAUAACGAACACGUUGAAGAUAAUGUGGAGAGUUCUGAAGAUGAAUUGGACAUUUAUAUGAAUGCAUUGAAUCAGCAUCCCACUGUUUGCCAGUUGUCCAAUGAUAUGAAAAAGUUAUAAUCACGUCUGUGCUAAUAAAUAACAUGAAAGAAUGGUAAAAUGCA